Molecule: messenger RNA, 1642 nt
Organism: Syngnathus typhle (broad-nosed pipefish)
Lineage: Eukaryota; Metazoa; Chordata; Actinopteri; Syngnathiformes; Syngnathidae
Gene: cav3
Product: caveolin 3
Exons: 2
Coding region: 132-590 (152 amino acids)
Biological process (GO): regulation of membrane potential; caveola assembly
Cellular component (GO): caveola
Molecular function (GO): molecular adaptor activity; transmembrane transporter binding; connexin binding
Source: RefSeq, a predicted model, not a curated record
UACCAGGGCGUGCAGCAGCUGUCCACUGGCAUGUCAACGGGAUCGUCAGCACAGUCCAUGCAGGGGUUCACUCCGUGCCUGCAGUGCGCCUUUUCACUCCUCUUCAUCAUCCAGGACCUGCAGCCCCGAAUAUGGCGGACCAGUACCAGUACAACGCCAACGAUGAAAAGAUCGUGAAGGACAGCAACACCAAGGAGAUCGAUCUUAUCAACCGUGACCCGAAGCAGAUCAAUGAGGACGUGGUGAAGGUGGAGUUCGAGGACGUCAUCGCGGAGCCAGAUGGCACACACAGCCUGGACGGCGUCUGGAAGCUCAGCUACACCACCUUCACCGUGUCCAAGUACUGGUGCUACCGCAUUCUGUCCGCCAUCUUCGGCAUCCCCGUGGCUCUCAUCUGGGGCUUCCUGUUUGCCUUAAUCUCCUUCUGCCACAUCUGGGCUGUGAUGCCCUGCAUCAAGAGCUGCCUGAUUGAGUCGCAGUGCGUCAGCCGCAUUUACUUGCUGUGCAUUCAGACCUUCUGCGAUCCUUUGUUCGAAGCCCUGGGCAAGAUCUUUGGCAGCGUACGCGUGGCACUGCGCAAGGAGGUCUAAAAACUCACACGACGCUGCUGGGAAAAGUGCGAUCAGACGAGGCCUGCUAUCUUUUUCUACACCACGUUGGCGACUAUAUUUUGUCUACCAUUCUCUCAUCCCAGAGAGGUCUGUUAGUAGGAUUUUGUACAAAAAAAAGGUAGCAUUAUUAGUAGAAAAUGUAUAAAUUUGCCCCGCCCCCUUUUUAUGGAGAGAUCUAUUAUCAUGAGAUUUAAAAAAAUAUUUUGCACAUAAAAUGACAGUUAUUAUCAGAAACAUUUAACCACUUUGGCACCUUUGCUGUACUCUGGGUGUUGUAAAGAGAUUCUUUUGUAGGAUUUUAUAAAAAACACACAACAAAGUACAGUUAUUAGCAGGAAAUGGAAUAUGUUGUUUUUGAGUUAUUGACUUUAAAGAAAAUCUUAUGAUAAAAAAUUUGCCCAAAAUAUAAAACUUAGCUUUUUCAUCAUGGAAGAUUUUCAGUACGGCUGUUGUUCAAUGAAAAUUUUGUCAGAGACAGUCAGCUUUCUUUUUAAGUAAAACGCUUCUAAGUGGACGGCAAUUUUUUGUGGAAUGCGUUAUUAUUUCAAAGUGCAUCUCUGCAGGCCGGUGACACACACACACACGCACACACACAAGUCUUUUUAACUGGAUGCCCAGUGUGCCUUCGCCACAGAAGCCCAGCGACAGCUGCAGGAGGCAACAUGCUUCUGUGGCAGCUCUGCCACUCUGGAAGGCCUUAUUGUUGAUUGGGAGGGCGCGGGAAGGGGGCCAUGUUCCCCCCGCCUCCUUCCACAACGUCAAUAAUUCAUAUGAGAUGGAGUGAAGUGCUCAUGGUUGUUGCGCUCACUGUCGACCUACGUGCAUGCAAGCGUGACACGUUUUCUGGAUGGAAAAACGUCUUUUACGAUGUCAUGUGUUAACCUUUGUUGACUUCAGCAAACUGUGAUUAAACUUGGUCGAUUGCAUCAUUAAGUGGAAAUUAAAUCAAAUGGAUAGUCCGUCAUAUUUCUUGAAAAUGAAUUUGUCAAACUCACCACCCCUUUAAUGAUUAAACACAAACGACAUGUAAA